Messenger RNA from Cyclopterus lumpus (lumpfish), 2722 nucleotides. It is a transcript of the gene pck1, whose product is annotated as phosphoenolpyruvate carboxykinase 1 (soluble). The coding region runs from base 308 to 2182 and encodes 624 amino acids. Lineage: Eukaryota; Metazoa; Chordata; Actinopteri; Perciformes; Cyclopteridae. The transcript has 10 exons. Gene Ontology annotation, cellular component: mitochondrion; cytosol. Gene Ontology annotation, biological process: response to starvation; hepatocyte differentiation; propionate catabolic process. The record is from RefSeq and is a predicted model, not a curated record. Gene Ontology annotation, molecular function: phosphoenolpyruvate carboxykinase (GTP) activity; GTP binding; manganese ion binding.
AGGUUCAUGCAUACAGCAAAGAGGACGAUCCUCCCCUUCCUCCCUCCUCCUCCUCCUCCUCCUCCUCCCACCUCUUGUGGGACAUCCCAGGGUAUAAAAAGAACAAACCCUCCUCGCAGCAGAUACAACUGACCAAGAAGGAGAAGCAGUCCUCAAAAAACGCUCCUGAAAACAGCCGAUGAGGCCAAGCUGAAGACUCCCUGCUCCAACAAAACCACUGAAGUUCUCGUGGCCACACUCUCCUCGACUCCCUCUCGUCUCUCUCCGGACUCCCUCUCUCCGAAAUCUCCGCCACUCCUCCGGCGCCAUGCCUCCCCAGCUCCCGUCCCAGAACCAGAAAGGCCCCCGGGUCCUGCAGGGCGACCUCGGCGCCCUCAGCCCGGCCGUCAAGGAGUUUGUGGACGCCAACGUGAGCCUCUGCCAGCCCGACUUCCUCCACAUCUGCGACGGCUCCGACGAGGAGAACAAGGCCGUCCUGACCCAGCUGGAGGAGCAAGGGGUGAUCAAGAAGCUCAACAAAUACGAGAACUGCUGGUUGGCCCGGACCGACCCGAUGGACGUGGCCCGCGUGGAGAGCAAGACCGUGAUCGUGACCCGGGACCAGAGGGACACGGUGCCCACGCCGCUGGAGGGUGGAGUCAGCCAGCUGGGCCGCUGGAUGUCGCCGGAAGAGUUCGACAAAUCGAUGGCUCAGCGGUUCCCCGGCUGCAUGAAAGGUCGCACCAUGUAUGUGAUUCCCUUCAGCAUGGGCCCGGUCGGUUCCCCCCUCUCUAAGAUCGGAGUGGAGCUGACGGACUCUCCCUACGUGGUGGCCAGUAUGAGGGUGAUGACCCGGAUGGGGAAGGCCGUGCUGUCCGCUCUGGGCACGGGCGAGUUCGUCCGCUGUCUGCACUCCGUCGGCUGUCCCCUGCCGCUUAAAAAGCCGUUGGUGAACAACUGGCCGUGUAACCCCGAGCAGACGUUAAUCGCCCACAUCCCGGAUCGCAGGCAGAUCGUCUCGUUCGGUAGCGGCUACGGAGGAAACUCCCUGCUGGGCAAGAAGUGCUUCGCUCUGCGCAUCGCUUCGCGUAUCGCCAAGGAGGAGGGCUGGCUGGCGGAGCACAUGCUGAUCCUGGGCGUCACCAACCCCGCCGGGGAGAAGAAGUACAUGGCGGCGGCGUUCCCCAGCGCCUGCGGGAAGACCAACCUGGCCAUGCUCAGCCCCACGCUGCCCGGCUGGAAGGUCGAGUGUGUGGGAGACGACAUCGCCUGGAUGAAGUUUGACGACCAAGGCAACCUGCGAGCAAUCAACCCCGAGAAUGGCUUUUUCGGAGUCGCGCCCGGCACCUCCGCCAAAACCAACCCCAACGCCAUGGAGACCAUUGUCAAGAACACCGUCUUCACCAAUGUUGCAGAGACCAGCGACGGCGGCGUGUACUGGGAGGGCAUGGACCAGUCCCUGCCCGAGGGGGUCACCAUCACGUCCUGGAAGAACCAGCCCUGGAGCGCAGAGGAUGGUGAACCCUGCGCUCACCCUAACUCUCGUUUCUGCACUCCGGCUGGGCAGUGUCCCAUCAUCGACCCGCUUUGGGAAUCCCCAGAGGGAGUCCCCAUCGAGGCCAUCAUCUUCGGAGGGCGCCGGCCAGAAGGCGUACCGUUGGUAUACGAGGCGUUCAACUGGCAGCACGGAGUGUUUGUCGGAGCGGCCAUGAGGUCAGAGGCCACCGCUGCUGCCGAAUACAAAGGCAAGAUGAUCAUGCACGACCCCUUCGCCAUGCGCCCCUUCUUCGGCUACAACUUCGGCCAGUACCUCUCCCACUGGCUGAGCAUGGCCGACCGCCCCGGCGCCAAGCUCCCCAAGAUCUUUCACGUCAACUGGUUUCGCAAGAGCCCCGCCGCCGGAUUCCUCUGGCCCGGCUUCGGCGACAACAUCCGCGUGCUGGACUGGAUGUUCCGGCGGGUGAGCGGCGAGGCCAUCGCCGUGCCCUCCGCCGUGGGCUACCUGCCCUGCCACGAAUCCCUGAACCUCCAGGGCCUGAAGGAGGACGUGGACCUCAACGAGCUGUUCUCCCUGGAUCGGGAGUUCUGGCAGAAGGAGGUGGAGGAGGUGAGGAAGUACUUCACCACGCAGGUGAAUGACGAUCUGCCCAAAGAGGUGGCCCAGGAGCUGGACUUCCUGCAGCAGAGAGUGAAGCGCAUGUAAAAUGGAAGGAGCUUAUUGCUAAAUCUAGAACAUCUUGUCUGUUUUGGUGAUUCCAAAACACAAUCUUUUAAAAAAAAUUCUACUUUUUUAAUUGGCUGGAAAUCCCCCCAUUCUUGUCAGAUUAUUAAUCUGAAAAUGUUUCCGUGAGAAAUUGUGCUCGGGAUGUUUCCGAGGAAUUGUGUGAACGUGUAGAAUUCGUUAAAGAGUUAACAAACAUUCGUCGCUUGUAGUAAAAAUGAAAGAGGAAAUGUUUAUCCUGUGAUAACACUGAUACGACAUGCUGUCGUAUCAGUGUUAGGUUUUCAACUGCUCCAAUGUAUUAUCCUACUGAACGUCUGAAUUCUACUAUUUAAUAGUAACUUAUUAUGAACACAUCACACUGUCACUGCUGUAGCUCCAGUGUUGUUUGAGCCCCCUGAACACGGGGGAAAUGUUUCUGUUCCUGUCUUUAUUUAGUUGUCUUAAUUUAUUUUUAUACGCUGUCUGUAUCUCUUGGUUCUUGUUUUGAUGAGAGAGAACAAUAAAAGGUAUUUUCAUGGA